This is a messenger RNA of Tigriopus californicus, 1585 nucleotides long. Its product is annotated as probable methyltransferase-like protein 25. Bases 1 to 1584 code for a protein of 527 amino acids. The record is from RefSeq and is a predicted model, not a curated record. Lineage: Eukaryota; Metazoa; Arthropoda; Copepoda; Harpacticoida; Harpacticidae. The transcript is spliced from 5 exons.
AUGACCACCGUGGAGCAUUCGAAUUUAGAGCGAUAUCAAAGUAAGCUUGACCAAUUGGCCAAAUUUCUCCAAGCCCAUUGGGAUGUGAUCAAUGUGUGUAUGGUGGACUUCAUUACCCGGGAUGUGUUCGCAACUGUUUUGUGUGAAAGCGACCGCCGGGAAUUAGCCGCACUAAGUGAGAAUGACUUGAAAAAUUUGCCCGCCGAUUUCGUUCAGAAACCGACCCGUGAAGAAGGUGGAGAUUGUAGUGCCCAUGAUAAGUUGCCCAAAUUCAUUGCCGAUAUCCAAGCUCACACACUUGAAUCCUUGGGUGUCAUCGCAGAAGGCGAGACCUAUAUGCGAUCGCUAGGCUUGGUCGACAAUGUGUCACUUUUCGAGCAUUUCGACCGAAUCAUGGGCGACAAGAAGAUGCACGAGGUGCUCCGACUCAGCCAAGUGAUUGGUCAACUCGCGCAGAAUCUCGAUCUCCAAUGCCUGGCCGAUAUCGGGAGUGGCAAAGGCUAUCUUAGUAGCAUAUUAGCUGCGUUUUAUGAAUUCCAAAUCCUGGCUAUUGACGCCAAGGCUGGGAACACUUCUGGUGCCGAAAAGCGGGAUCGAAACCUCGAGCGGAAAUGGGAUGCCCUUCUACGUCGAGCCAAAAUCCGCUCAGAAGGUGAAGCUCCACCCAUGCGAAGUAAGCGCUGGAAGAAGCAUCUCCUCAAGAAGGCUGAAUCCGACAAUCUGGAAGCAGACGAGAUGAAUCCCUCGUCCUCCUUGACCCAACCCGAGACAAGCCGUCUGCAACACGUGACUCAAUUUGUUGACACAACCACGGAUCUAUCAAACAUGUUUGCGGAGAAAUUUGGCGAGUCAUCCACUUCCCGAUUCGGACUCAUCGGACUUCACACUUGCGGAGGAUUGGCCAGUCACUCAUUACGAGUGUUCGUGGCCAAAGAGGAUUGUCCGCUUUUGGUCAACGUGGGCUGCUGUUACCACCAUUUGGAUGAGGAGUUUUAUCGGAACGAGCACCUCACAGACGAGGAAAACGAUGGAUGCCAUCAGAAUGCGACAUUUCCUCUUUCCUCGACUUUAAGGUCGAUGAAUUUUCAACUGGGUCGUAAUGCCCGAAUGGUCGCGGCUCAGCCUAUGGAUAGAAUGGCUUCACACCGAGAGCUACCCACGCCUUCGUUGUUAUGGCGAGCCGUGCUUCAAUCUCUCCUCCUUGAAAGUCAUCCAAACUUGGGUUUCCAAGACCAGCAAGUGGGUCGGAUCGCCAAGAAGUCAAAGACUUUUCCUCAUUAUGCCAGAGCAGCUUGGGAAAAGUUGGCUUUGGGACCCUUUAAGUGGACAGAUGAGGAAAUGGAAAAGAUAUUUGAGGCUGAACAGAGAAAGUUUGGACAUGGCUUAAAUGCAUUCUACCAAUAUCGAAGUCUCUUCUCACCAUUGAUAGAGGGUUUGAUAUUAUUAGAUCGUUUGGUGUUCCUCCUCGAGCAGCCUGACGUCACGGAGGCCUCUUUGGUGAAGUUAUUCGAUCCGGUCAUCUCACCAAGAUGUUUUGCUCUGAUUGCCAAGAAAGCUGAGAGCAAUAAACAAAAACAGAUCUGAA